AUGGCUGAAGACUCUGUCCUCGCCCCCAAGUUCGCGCCGUUCAUCGGAAUGGCCGGCAUUGCGGCUGCCAUGAUUUUCGGAUGCAUCGGCGCCGCAUAUGGUACCGCCAAGUCAGGAAUCGGUAUUGCUGGUUGUCUGAUUCCCGUCGUCAUGUCCGGUAUCAUUGCUGUUUACUCUUUGGUUAUCUCGGUCCUCAUCGCCCAAGAUUUGGUCCCUCCCGGUGCUGGAAGCAACUACAGUUUGUUCAACGGUUUCAUGCACCUUGCCUGCGGUCUCUCCGUUGGCUUCACUGGCCUUGCGGCUGGUUACACGAUUGGUAUCGUCGGCGACAAGGGCGUGCGCUCGUACAUGGAGCAAUCACGCAUCUUCGUCGGCAUGGUCCUCAUUCUUAUUUUCGGCGAAGUCUUGGGUCUUUACGGACUCAUCGUCGCUCUUAUCCUGAACACCAAGUCCAAGGGCUAA
This is a messenger RNA of Colletotrichum paranaense, 462 nucleotides long. RefSeq names its product V-type proton ATPase proteolipid subunit 2. Gene Ontology annotation, biological process: proton transmembrane transport. The record is from RefSeq and is a predicted model, not a curated record. Gene Ontology annotation, molecular function: proton-transporting ATPase activity, rotational mechanism. Gene Ontology annotation, cellular component: proton-transporting V-type ATPase, V0 domain; membrane. The transcript has 6 exons. Bases 1 to 462 code for a protein of 153 amino acids. NCBI's taxonomy places the organism in Eukaryota, Fungi, Ascomycota, Sordariomycetes, Glomerellales, Glomerellaceae.